Molecule: messenger RNA, 1281 nt
Organism: Spodoptera littoralis (African cotton leafworm)
Lineage: Eukaryota; Metazoa; Arthropoda; Insecta; Lepidoptera; Noctuidae
Source: the annotation of a GenBank genome assembly
AUGAUGCAACAUCAGUACUGGGUAACAAAAAAGACUGUGUUAAAAAAACUAGGAACCAAAGAAGAUGAGUGUAUUGUUGCGUCCGACGCCGAGCUUGAUGCCAAACUGGAAUUAUUUCGAUCAAUAUCAGACAGCUGCUUACAAUUACAGCGAGUAUUGGACCAAUAUCAGGAGCGAUUGUGUAUUUUGGCUCAAGAAGAAAAUUCAUUAGGAAAGUUUUUGCGAGACGCAGGAAAAAAUGCGGAUGCAUCCGGUAAACACAUGGUAUCAGCUGGAAAAGCAAUUUCCUAUUCUGGUCAACAGCGCUUAUCGGUGAGGGGACCGCUCUUGAGGCUUUAUCAUGAAGUAGAAACUUUUCGAGGUCGCGCCGUGAGUGAUAUGCGGGCGACUGUGUCAGCUAUGGAAAAAGCCCGAAUUGAAUACCGUGCCGCUCUCAGCUGGAUGAAAUCAACGAGCGCACAGUUAGAUCCCGAUACUGGACGCGGCCUUGACAACUUCCGAAAGGCACAGCGACAAGUACGCGAGAGCAAAAAACUAUUUGAUAAAUUAACUCUGGAUGUAUUGCAAAAAAUUGAUCUCUUAGCUGCGGCCAGAUGUAACAUGUUUUCUCAUGUACUGUCUAACUACCAAGGGUCCUUCAUAACUUUUGCUACAAAAGUGGCACAAACUCUGACAGCUACUGCGGACACAAUGAAUGCCACUCCACAGUAUGAAUUCUCUAUCCUGAAGGAAUUGUCUCAGACACUGGGUGAAGGGGAAAGCAAGCAAGAAGUGACACCACAGGACAAAGAUCAGAUGUUAUUCUUUCAGGAUGAAUUUAAAGAUGACAAUCCAGAGACCAGUGAGAAAUCUAAAACAGACAACGAAAAUGACAAACAACCGUCCAAUGAGAGAGAUGCAAAGCCCAGUACUUCGGUAAACCUGAUUGAUACAAGCUACUUGGAAUCAGAGUCAUCUAGCGGAAAUGCUGGGAUACUAUCUGAAUUAGCUGGCCUACAGUUAGAUUGCGGUGAUGGACAAGGUGGAGUUGGAACCUUUUUGCCCUCGCAAUUGUUACAGAAUUCGUCCAGCUUGCUCCAAGGACUGAUGACCCCAGUAAGCAGCAACAACAAUCAGACACAAGCGGUGAAAUCAGUACAAACUUCAAAGCCAGCACCAAGUUCCGUUGUUCCGAAGAAAGAGGAUAAAGCAGCUUGGUUUAAACUCUUUGCUGAACUGGAUCCACUGGCUAACCCUGACAACCUUCCAGGGUCUAACACGAACCAGAGCCAUGCAGCCUAA